AUGAGCGACGAUGAAGACGACGACUAUAACCGCCGAGACUCCAACCCGCAACCGGUGCCUACGCCUCCGAGGGGUGGCUACGAUAGUCGGGUGCAGCAGAUCCUAUAUGAGAAUCCCGAUCUGGAGAUCGUUAUAACAGACGCAGGCAAAAGCUCGGAUGGCGGGUAUAUUGUGUACAAGAUCCGGACUGGUGAUAUCGAGGUUGCCAGACGGUACUCUGAAUUCAGCUCCCUUCGAGCCGCCCUCGUCAACCUCCACCCGACGCUAGUCAUCCCGCCCAUACCGGAGAAGCAUACCAUGGCCGACUAUGCCGCGAAACCUACCAAGGCCAAGGAAGACGUUAGCAUCAUUGACCUGCGGAAACGCAUGCUAGGAGUGUUCUUGAACCGCUGCCGAAGAAUGAAAGAAGUCGUCGAGGAUGGAGUCUGGUGGAGGUUCUUGGAUCCUAACUCCAGUUGGAACGAAGUCUUACACGCUCACCCCAUCUCUUCGAUACCGAAAAACAACCUGAAAGCACCUCCUCUGAACCCGGCCAAUCCCACUCCCGCUCACAACUGGCUGCCGGUACCCUCUUCCUCCGCUAAGCUGAAGUCCACUGGGCCGACCUCCAGCAGUGGCACUCCGAUAUCUCCGCCCGACCAGACCUAUCCCUCGGCUGCAUCUCAUACCACUCCUGGCCCGCAAAUAUUUGGCCGCUUUCCCAUCGCUACCGACAAGCUGAGUGAGACGGACCUGGACCCCUACUUUAUCAAUUUUGAGGCUUCAACGCGAGAGCUGGAACUGUUGCUACAAGGAAGUAUCGAGAAAGUUAAUCGUCGCACACUUGAACAUUUGACCAAGCUUUCUGCGGACCUCGCAGAGUUAGGUGCUCGGUAUAAUGGGUUCUCCCUGUCCGAACAGUCGCCAACGGUCGCCGCUGCCAUUGAGAGGAUAGGACAGGCUGUUGACAGCACAUACAUUUCGACAGAGGAACUAGCCUUGAGUCUAGGGGCCAACUUUGCCGAGCCUAUGCGGGAAAGUGCACAAUUCGCCGGGGUUGUUCGAAAUGUUCUGCGAUACAGAGUGCUCAAGCGAGUGCAGCAGGACAUGACAAGGGAUGACCUGGAGAAGAAGCGCAAUCUUUUGGAAAGUCUGGAGCGUAGUGAAGCCGAAGCAAAACGAAUUGAUGCAUAUUUAUCGGGAAGCACAGCGCUUCCAAGUCCUCCGCGUCGAUCGGCUUCCAAUGCUUCGGCUCGGAGUGUACCAGAAAGGCAGGGAGGGGCGGGGAGGGAGGGACAUGAUGAGACUGAAUCCGUUGAUUCUGACUUUCCACCGACACACGGAGAGACUCCUUCGUCGCCUCCGUCGGCGGCACAGGGGCAACCGAAUCAACAGGCUGGCCCAGCUUCGCCAAUUUCGCACAAGAAAUCUCCUAGUGGCAAUUUCGUGGCAAACAAAAUAUUCGGCAGUUUCAGGCACGCCGUCAAUGGAUUCGUUGACGUCGAUCCAGAAAGGACGCGGCGUGAUCAGAUCGGAAAGACCAGGGAGAGCUUGACGCAGCUGGAGCAGGCCCUCGAAGUGUCGGAGAAGGACGUCAAAGACGCGACGCAAGGCGUCCUACGAGAUCUGAAGCGGUUUCAAAAAGAAAAAGAAGAUGACCUUCAGAGAUAUAUGAUUGCCUAUGCGAGAUGCCAUAUCGAAUGGGCACGCAAGAACUUGGAGACUUGGUCGGAGGCGAGGGAUGAAGUGGACAAGAUUGUUGCGCGGUAG
Messenger RNA from Exophiala dermatitidis NIH/UT8656, 1749 nucleotides. Its product is annotated as sorting nexin-41. Lineage: Eukaryota; Fungi; Ascomycota; Eurotiomycetes; Chaetothyriales; Herpotrichiellaceae. The record is from RefSeq and is a predicted model, not a curated record. Gene Ontology annotation, biological process: retrograde transport, endosome to Golgi. The transcript has 4 exons. The coding region runs from base 1 to 1749 and encodes 582 amino acids. Gene Ontology annotation, molecular function: phosphatidylinositol binding.